GUUAAAAAAAGGCAAAAAUUCUGCAGCAAGUAGAAAAUCACUAUUAGACUCUCUCAAAGAGUAUUGGCAGAAUGUUACUUAAACAAUUUAAAAGUUGUAGCAACAGUGUGUGACAUGGAUGGAGUAAAUGUAAGAGCCAUAAAUUCCCUAGGGUCCACACUAGGGACACCUUAUUUUCAACUUCAAGGAAAUGAAAUUGUGACUAUUAUGGAUCCCCCACAUCUCCUCAAGUGUUUUAGGAACAACUUUUUAAAACACAAUAUUGAAUGUCCAGAAAAUUUUUCAAUACAUGGAACAACAGGACUGGCAAAAUGGAAGCAUAUCCAAGACUUUUUUAAAGUGGACAAUAAAAAUCCCAAUUUCGUAUUAGCACCUGCACUCACAGAACAACAUAUUAAUCCAAAUGGGAAGCAAAAAAUGAAAGUGAAGUUAGCAGCACAAGUUUUAAGUCAUUCGGUUGCUGCAGGAUUGUUUGCUAAAGUGUCUUCAAAUCACAUUUCCCCUGAUGUUGUAGUUACAGCAACACUCAUCAGCAAAAUAGAUUCUAUUUUUGAUGCAUUAAAUGCUGAAAGUCCAGAUUUAAAAAGAGGGAAGAAAUUUUCAUCAAAUCUCAGUAAAUCAAGUGGACAUUUAGAGCUAUUCUCAGAAUUAAAAACAUUUUUUAAGAAUGUUAAAUUUAUUGGGGCUUGUGUGUACCCCUCCUUCGGCCAAUGGGUGGAUACGAACAAUUGGGGCUGUAGAAAGGCUUUGGCAUAAUUUGCAAAAAUUAAAAAUACUGGCAAUUUCUACCCGAAGACUAAACCAAGACCCUUUAGAAAAUCUCUUUGGUUGUAUACGGGGCCACUGUGGUUCCAAUCCUAACCCAAAUGUGCAAUAAUUUAUUGCUGGUUUGAAAACCAGCAUUGUAAAUAGUUUAAAAUAUAAAUGUAAUAGUAAAAAUUGUGAAGAUGAUGCUAACACA
Molecule: messenger RNA, 961 nt
Organism: Pararge aegeria (speckled wood butterfly)
Lineage: Eukaryota; Metazoa; Arthropoda; Insecta; Lepidoptera; Nymphalidae
Exons: 4
Coding region: 115-756 (213 amino acids)
Source: RefSeq, a predicted model, not a curated record